Messenger RNA from Haliotis rubra (blacklip abalone), 1165 nucleotides. Its product is annotated as glycoprotein-N-acetylgalactosamine 3-beta-galactosyltransferase 1-B-like. Lineage: Eukaryota; Metazoa; Mollusca; Gastropoda; Lepetellida; Haliotidae. The record is from RefSeq and is a predicted model, not a curated record. Gene Ontology annotation, cellular component: membrane. Gene Ontology annotation, molecular function: N-acetylgalactosaminide beta-1,3-galactosyltransferase activity. The transcript is spliced from 2 exons. The coding region runs from base 27 to 917 and encodes 296 amino acids.
GCUUCAUCACCACCAGGGAGAAGAACAUGGAGACGAAGCUGAAAGCCGUGAACGAGACGUGGGGCAGAAGAUGUGACAAGAUGCUGUAUGUCAUGACCACCAACAAAACAGGGCCCGACAUUUUAGGAGUGAACAUACCCGACGCCCAUGGAACCCUAACUGAGAAAAUCGUCCUUGCCUUCACACACAUGUACACAACAUCACUAGACCAGUAUGACUGGUUCCUAAAGGCUGAUGAUGAUACUUAUGUCAUUGUGGAAAAUCUUAAAUUUCUUCUGGCUCAUCUCAACUCCAGCAAACCCGUGUACGUUGGAGACCAUUUUGCACCCUUCUCACCUAAUGGGUACAUGGGUGGUGGAGCAGGAUACGCUGUUAGUAGGGAGGCUCUACGUCGGUUGGUAGAGCAGGGCUACAGGGUACCUGGCAGGUGUCGUCACGCUGGCGGAAGUGAGGACAUCGAGACAGGGCGAUGUAUGUACAAGGUGGCAGUAUCCACCUAUCUAUCACUAGACAAGUACAACAGAUCAACCUUUCACGCUGCAGCUCCGGAAACUUUCCAAGUUGGUCAGGCCAACUUUGUUGCCGGUUUCUCCGCCCAUAAAUACCACUCGGGUCCAGAGUGCUGCUCACAGCUGACUAUAAGCUUCCACUAUGUGAAACCAGAGCUGAUGAGGACACUGGACAUCUUCCUCUACCAGAUCACUGUGUUUGGUCGGACGGUCAAAUACAAGGAACUCAGGGAUCUGUUCCGAGAAGAGACGUUUCAAAUCCCCCAGAAACGUCGACGUCGGCCUUACCCAGGGGAGACAAUAGAGGAAUACUACAAGAAUGCCACGGAAUGGAGACUGAAGAACACUACCAUCUAUAUUCCAGACACAAAGAAACCAAAGAAAUCCAAGAUAAAGUCAAGUGUGUAGAAUAGCCUCCCAGCCGAUGACAUUAACAAUAUAUUUCAUUGCCAUGGUUUUACUGAAAAAGAGAGUUUUUUCAGCACCAUGAGAACCCGUCAUUUCUACAUUUCGGUAUUUCAGCACACAUUGAUGUCUUCUUUGAUUGGCAUUCUAGAAGUUGAAGAGAUGAAGAAUGGGGAUAGUGUUUAUGGAUAUACAAUUUCUUUAUUCUGUAUAGGCGACGUUUCGACAUAGAUUCUAAUAUCGUUGCCAAA